Molecule: messenger RNA, 2527 nt
Organism: Papilio machaon (common yellow swallowtail)
Lineage: Eukaryota; Metazoa; Arthropoda; Insecta; Lepidoptera; Papilionidae
Product: myb-like protein X
Exons: 10
Coding region: 144-2420 (758 amino acids)
Source: RefSeq, a predicted model, not a curated record
UUUAUUAAACAACUUAUUAUGUUAAACUCAAAGUGUUAUGAACCAAGAAAGACAUGAAAAUUAGAUGAAAGCGAUGUAAAAUUAAUUAGCUCCUACAUAAGUUUCCCGCCAUUGUAAACUUGUAAAACUUUCGCCUAUCAACAAUGUUAUCAUCGAAUGAUAUAGAGAGGUUAAUUGCAGAGAAGAGGCAUGACAUAGAGAGGGAGAAAAUUGAUUUGGGCUUAUCAAGAUCACUAGAUAAUAAUGUAGAAGAAAGUAAAGAAAAUAAUAGCAGUAAGAAAGUACAGAUCUCAAAAAAAGUGUCGGAAAAUAAUUAUGUGAAACCAGAUGAUAGAUUACUGAAGGAAGGAAAUUCACUCGAAGAAGAAAUACCUGCAGAUUUAGAAAGAUAUAUACGCCGUUGCACGGGACUGCCAAUAAUGCUGAAGGCGGGCGAGUACUCUCCCAACAACCCGCUGGUGCGCGGUGAGCGGGCGGGGACGGGCGAUGUGAUGCUCGGCCUCGGCGAAUAUGAGCGCAGGCGGAAUACAUUGCGGAGGAUACGUCAGCAGCAGUAUAGGGAGUAUUUAGAUCAGCAAGCGAAAUUAAAACAAGAGGCCAAAGAGAAAGCGGAACGUGAACGUCGCGAAAGAGAAGAGAAGGAGAGAGCGAGAGAAGAAGAGAGAGAACGAGAGAGGAGAGAGAUAGAAUUUCCCAGUCCCGUCAGAAGAAGAGCGAGUUUAAACUACGGACAUGAUGUAUCCAGCGGCAGCAACAAUACUUACGUUACCAAGGUAGACACGGCAGUGCAAGUGGAGAGUGUUACACGUCCGCUGUCAGUCGCUGUGCAGACUGAAGACGUCGGUCUCUACCCGGUACCACUUGUGCAUAAGAAGUUAACACAGGCAGAGAGAGAACUGUCUCCCAGAGUGGCAGGGGAGGAGACACAUAAGUGGACAGAGGACUGGACGCAAUGGAAGGAGAGGAGAAGGAGCUAUGGCGAUUUUAAUGAUCAUAUUACAAGUGGAGUGAGAAGGAGUAAUAAAGAGAAGUUGUUAGGAGAUCUGCGUCAUACCUACAUGCCGUCAAUAUUUGACGCGGAUGCGAUACAACUGCGCAACUUGCAAGCUGAGAAGGAGGCGGCAGCUCGGCGUCAGUUCUACCAGCAGGAGUUGAAGAACCAGAUCCUGGAGCAGCAGCGGAUACGAGAGGAGAGGAAGAACAGAGAGAAGAUGUUAGAAGAAGCAGAGAUGCGUCGUCUGGAGGAGCAGCUGAGAGCACUAAAGUCUGCGCAGACACACGAGACAUACAGACAGAUAGAUCAGAAUGAAUAUAUGAAAGAACAUUCAUCGGAAUAUGAGAAGAAAAGAGCCAAACUCCAGAAUGAGAUAGAGGAAGAGAAGAGAACUCUCCUCAGAUCUAUGUCACACAAACCUGUCACCAAUGUGUCACGUGACAUGACACAAACCUCACACAGCGAGAAAACAUCUAAACUACCAUUUUACUAUCAAAAUAAAACCAAUAAUAAACCGCCAUAUUCAAUUAAUAUUCCAGAAAAUUCUAUAUUUUCACAAAACUACGACAUCGAUAGUUAUUUAAGAAAGAAUUUAAAUCCAAGUCGAGAAAGUUUAAUGUCAAAUAACUUGAGAGAAUUAAGAGUUGAUAAUACAGAUAAAAUAAAACAUGUCAAAGACAACAAAAAUACUAAAGACAAUUACACUGAACAUAAAUAUACCAGAGAUAGUUACACGGAAAAUAAAACAACACAAGAGAAUUACACAGAAAAUAAAAAUACACGACAAAAUUACACGGAAAAUAAAAAUACACGAGAAAAUUACACAGAAAGUAAAAAUACACGACAAAAUUACACGGAAAAUAAAAAUACACGAGAAAAUUACACAGAAAGUAAAAAUACACGACAAAAUUACACGGAAAAUAAAAAUACGCGAGAGAAUUACACAGAAAAUAAAAAUACACGACAAAAUUACAUAGAAAAUGGAGCUACACGAGAGAAUUACACGGAAAAUAAAUCCAGAGAAAAUUACACAGAUAAUAAAAACACCAGAGAAAAUUACACAGAUAAUAAAAACACCAGAGAAAAUUACACAGAUAAUAAAAAUAACAAUAUAAUAAUAGAAAAAGCUCUAAUACAUACACAACCGAAACGUACCAAAGAAGAUACUUUACCAAUACCAGUGUUAAAACAUAAUCCAAUUAAAAUAACUAAUGAUAUAAAUAAAAAUACAGAAUUAAGUAAAGAAAUGCAAAUAGUUGAUGAUAAAUGGAAAAUACCAGUUGUACAAAAGAAUAUAUUAAAAAUAUUACCAAAAGAUGAUGGGAAAAAUAUUAAUAUUUUAACACAAUUAGGUUCAAUCAGACGACAAUUACAAUUGGAACAAUUAAAACUUGAUAAUAUGAUAGCUAAAGAUGAUGAAGUCUGACUAUUUUGUUGUUUGGGUCAUUUCAAUAAAAAUAUGGAUAUAUAACAUAUAGAUAAAUAAUCCGGGGCAAAAAAGUGAGGCAAGAAAGACUUUUGGGGGAGGGGCAA